CCAUUGUUAAGUUAGAAGUAGGUCCAUACCCAUGUGUACGACAGUUGGAAAGAAUAUUUGUGCAUGUGUGUGUGUAUAUAUAUGUUUGUGUGUGUAUAGGUUCUCAUCCAUAGCAAAGCAAAGGAAAGGUUGAUCGAUCAUGGAGUCAUUAGAAGAAGAUUACAGCAUGUCAACUGAAGAGGAAGGGCUGCUAAAAGUGAUGCAAAUAAAUGGGGCAAUAGCUCUUCCCAUGGUCAUCAAAACUGCCAUUGAACUUGAUCUGUUUGAGAUCAUGGCAAAGACUCCUAAUGCCCAAUUCUCUUCUCUUGAUCUUGCUUCUAGUCUUCCUACACAAACCCCAGAAACCCCUGGUUUAAUUGAACGACUUCUUCGAUUUCUUGCUAGCCAAUCCAUUCUCACAUCAACCCUCGUUACAGAUGAAAUUGGGAAUUCUAAGAAUUUAUAUGGCAUGACGCCAUUGUCAAAUAACUAUGUGCGCAAUCCAGACGGGACUUCUCAUGCUUCAACGGUUCUCCUUAUCUAUGAUAAAAUCCUCAUCGAUUGUUGGUUUCACCUGAAAGAUGCAGUGGUGGAGGGAGGGAUUCCAUUUAACAAGGCCCAUGGAGUGAAUGCAUUUGAGUACCCUUCCAUGGACAACAGAUUCAAUCAAGUAUUCAACAAAUGCAUGUAUGACAACACAACAAUAGUGAUGAAGAUGAUUCUUGGAAAAUACAAAGGAUUUGAAGGCGUAAAACAGUUGGUUGAUGUAGGUGGUGGUUUAGGUGCUAACCUUGAGAUCAUCGUCUCAAACUACCCUACUAUUAAGGGCAUCAACUUUGAUCUCCCCCAUGUCAUCAAGGAUGCACCUUCUUCUCCAGGUGUGGAGCAUGUCGGGGGAGAUAUGUUCCAAAGUGUUCCUAAAGGAGAUGUUAUAUUCAUGAAGUGGAUACUUCAUGAUUGGGGCGACAGUUAUUGCAUCACGGUUCUAAAGAGCUGUUGGGCGGCAUUGCCAGAGUCCGGUAAGGUGGUGAUAGUGGAAGCGAUCAUCCCCGACGGUGAUACUACCAAGAAUGAUGUUUCUAAGGCGGCCAUUGGUAGUGAUAUGAUAAUGUUGAUUGCUAACCCUGGUGGCAAAGAGCGGACUAUAAAAGAAUACAAUGCUUUGGCUAAAGAGGCCGGAUUCACUUCUUUGAAAAUUGUUUCUAGGGUUUCUUUGUUUUCGAUCGUGGAAUUCUACAAAAAUGCUUAACUUUUGAUUGUAAAGGUGUUUUUGAACAUCUCAAAAAGUUUACCUCCUCAUAAUACUUUGAUUGUACUUUUUUUAAACAUGCAAUUUGUAUUUUUAAA
Molecule: messenger RNA, 1326 nt
Organism: Lactuca virosa
Lineage: Eukaryota; Viridiplantae; Streptophyta; Magnoliopsida; Asterales; Asteraceae
Source: the annotation of a GenBank genome assembly